GAGUAUAAACGAAUAGUAUACAGACGUGGGAAGAAGCCUAAGGAGGGUCUCUUCUAAGUCAAAGAAUGAGUUCCAUAUAUAUAACAGAGCCCCCUACUAAAGGAAAGGUACUAUUAAAGACCACACUGGGUGAUAUUGAUAUUGAACUGUGGUCCAAAGAGACUCCUCUGGCCUGUCGUAACUUCAUACAAUUGUGUUUAGAAGAUUAUUAUAAUGAUACCAUAUUCCACAGAGUCGUUUUUGAGUUUGUAGCUCAAGGUGGUGAUCCCACUGGUACAGGAGAAGGUGGUGAAUCUAUUUAUGGUUCACCAUUUAAAGAUGAGUUUCAUCAGAGACUCAAGUUCAAUAGACGUGGUCUGGUAGGAAUGGCCAAUGGAGGAAAGAAUGAUAAUACCUCACAGUUCUUUAUAACGCUGGGAAGAACUGAUGAACUUAAUAAUAAGAAUACAUUAUUUAGGAAGUUGUUUGUCGUUCCCAAACUGUUUGACUGCUCCCACUACUGUCACUAUUUUAUAGUAACUGCUGGUAGUUCGUCAACAACAGCUGCUACUAGGACCAAUCAUCAGGUAAUUACAUAUUAAUAAAUGAUUCAGUCACUG
Messenger RNA from Amphimedon queenslandica, 599 nucleotides. RefSeq names its product peptidyl-prolyl cis-trans isomerase CWC27 homolog. Gene Ontology annotation, molecular function: peptidyl-prolyl cis-trans isomerase activity. Gene Ontology annotation, biological process: protein peptidyl-prolyl isomerization; protein folding. The record is from RefSeq and is a predicted model, not a curated record. Bases 66 to 581 code for a protein of 171 amino acids. Gene Ontology annotation, cellular component: catalytic step 2 spliceosome. NCBI's taxonomy places the organism in Eukaryota, Metazoa, Porifera, Demospongiae, Haplosclerida, Niphatidae. The transcript is spliced from 7 exons.